Molecule: messenger RNA, 1887 nt
Organism: Thunnus maccoyii (southern bluefin tuna)
Lineage: Eukaryota; Metazoa; Chordata; Actinopteri; Scombriformes; Scombridae
Gene: adad2
Product: adenosine deaminase domain containing 2
Exons: 11
Coding region: 120-1694 (524 amino acids)
Biological process (GO): RNA processing; adenosine to inosine editing
Cellular component (GO): cytoplasm; nucleolus
Molecular function (GO): double-stranded RNA binding; double-stranded RNA adenosine deaminase activity; tRNA-specific adenosine deaminase activity
Source: RefSeq, a predicted model, not a curated record
CGCAAUUUAAAACACACUGCGGCUGGAUUCAGAUAGCUGGACAGUGGAUACAACACCGCGACAAGUUCGUCUCUUUCAGCUUUGAGGAAUGCAUAAAAACUGAAGGGUGCUUGAAAAGCAUGGCGGAUCAAGACGCAUUUAAAUCCAGUCCAAGAAGAGGUGCUGCUAGUUUUCAUUCUCUGCCAGACUUUGAGCCAAGCUCACACCUCUCACAUCCCCGGGUCCAGUUGACAGAUGAUGCUUUAAGUUGUAACAGCGCCGCUACUUCGCUGAGGAAAAAUCUGUCUGCUUCCGGAGACCAUGAUCAAGUAAAAGAAGUUUUACCCUCUGAAGGAGGUGACAGACUCAGAAUUGAGAGAGCUUCAAUCCCCAAACUCAAAGAUAAACUUGACUGUGGAGACAUCCUAGUGGGAGCUGAGGAUGAAGACUCAAAUGACGAUGCAGCUGUCCUCUCUCUCUCUGGUAUGUCACCUGCCGAAAGCGUACUCUCUGAUGAAGAGCUCCUCCUGGACCAGAAAAAGGACAUCGACUGGAGCACAAAGACUGAAUUUUGGCGUACUGACUGGCACAAGAAUCACAUGGCGGCAAUAAGCAGUGAGAAGUUUGACAGCCUCCUGAAGAUGUGUCCUGAUUUCCAAGGCUGUAAGAGCCACAUGGCAGCAUUUGUCUUGAUAAGAGAAGUGUUAGACACAGCUGGUCGUCCAUGUGAGCAUUACAAGGUGGUGGCGUUUGGAGCAGGCCGUUUAAGCUGCAACAAGUGGCUUUGCUACAAUGGGACGAUGGUCCAUGACUGCCACGCCAUCAUCAUCGCCAGACGGUCUCUUCUAAGGUUUCUGUACAAACAGCUUCUGCUGUUCUUUGAUGCUGAUCCAAAGGCCAAGGAGAACUGUAUAUUUGAGAGCAGUGCAGACAGCCACCAGCUUCAACUCAAAUCCAAGAUCAGCCUGCAUCUCUACACCAAUCAGUGUCCUGAAGGAGCAGCUAAGAAUUUCUACUUCAAGGGCUCUGCGAACAACACAUGGACUUCUAUGAAGCUGCAGUAUCAUGCCAAGAGCCUGCUGGUCCCUGUAGCCUACCUUGACCCGAGUUUCUGGGGUGCCAAAGUCUGCUGCAUGUCUGGUAGUGACAAGUUGUGUUGCUGGACUGUCACUGGGGUCCAGGGUGCAUUACUGAGCCACUUCAUCCAGCCAGUCUACAUCACCAGCAUGGUGCUAGGGGGCCAGAAGCUCUUAAAUGAGGGAGUCUCUGAUAUCACCAACAAGCGACUGGGUGAUGGAUGGGAGGACUUACUGCCGCCAUCCUACAAGAAACACAACAUCUUCUUUCUCUGUGGUGACCAAGUGGGGCCUGUUGUGACCUCCCCACGGCAUGAUGACCUCAGCAUCAACUGGUGCCACGGAGACAAGGAUAUUGAAGUUCUGGACAGUACCAAGGGCUUCAUCAUUGACGGCUCUCCAUCUGUGAGUGGGCCUGGUUUCUCCAGCAGACUUUGCAAGAGAGCCCUCUACAGUUCUUUCCGCCUAGUUGCACAGCUGGGUGGGCAUAGCUAUCUGCUGGAUCUUCCCACUUACCACAGCAUCAAGGUGGAAGCCGUCGUCUACCAGACGGUCAAAGAUCUGGUCAAGCAACAGUUUCUGAGCGAACAAGCGGGUCCCUGGAAUUCUAAAAAGCUUGUGGACUGCUUUAGCGCUUGAACGUCCUCCCAGAAGGGCCACUUAGAGGGCCAAGUUGCUGUUUAGAUUUUGUUUGCUGUUGUUCUGUGCAGUGCACUUCGCUAGUUACACUUAACAGUAAUUCUAGUUUUGUUUUAUUUAAAAUGUCGGUGUUGUUUUCAGUUUGUGUAGGUGUUUGAGAAAAAUAAACGAGACCCUACUGUUAUGCACCAUA